CAUGAUGUUGUUUUCUCAAGGGAGCCCACAUGUUUUCCCUAAGUCACCCCCAAUCGCUAUUUCACUAGAUCUUCGUGUUUAAUUUCCUCAUUUCAUUAUCAUCACCACUUUCACCAGUCCAAGCCUCACCGACUGUUUCCAAGGUUUUCAGUUGUCUAAAACCCCAAAUUCCACACACACCCCUUUGGGGAUUUUGUUGCCUCUAUUUUUGUAGCUCUCUCUUUCAGAUUUCUAGGUGUUGAAUUGUGGUGGGGAUUGGAAGAUUGAGGCGGUUGGGUUUCUGGAAGUAUUGCCAUUUUAUUACUUUGUUGAGUCUGUGGUUUCGAGUUUUGCCACUGUGGGAUGGCGACGUAUGCAGCGACACAUUUUAAUUUUUCGGAUACUCGGAACCCGGUUGGGGUCCUGACAAGAGUUGGAGGUAGAGUGUUGGUGGAGAAGCACUUGGAAAGAGUUAAAAGUGCGAGAAUGCUGCCUGAAGGCAAGUUUGGGUUUGUGGGUGCUGUCCAUAAGUCGAGUUUGCGUCAGUUUAAGUGCUCAGCUAACUCUCACAGUGCGGGUUCGUAUCCAAAUAAGGACCCUUUUCUGAAUCUACACCCUGAAGUUUCUAUGCUUAGAGGUGAGGGCAAUAAUACGACCAGCCAUUUGAGGAAAGAUAAUUCCGGUGGGAGUGCGAGUGAGAGCUUGAGUGAGAAAUCUUCUCCAAAUAGUUACAAUGAGGCAAAGAUUAAAGUUAUUGGUGUUGGUGGUGGAGGGUCAAAUGCAGUCAAUCGUAUGAUUGAGAGUGCAAUGAAGGGAGUGGAAUUCUGGAUUGUUAACACUGAUGUCCAAGCCAUGAGAAUGUCGCCUGUAUUUCCUGAGAACCGCUUACAAAUCGGUCAAGAGCUUACCAGGGGUCUUGGUGCUGGUGGAAACCCAGAUGUUGGUAUGAAUGCUGCCAAAGAAAGCAGGGAAUCCAUUGAAGAAGCACUAUAUGGGUCAGACAUGGUAUUCGUUACGGCUGGAAUGGGAGGAGGAACUGGCACUGGUGGUGCUCCUGUAGUUGCAGGUGUUGCAAAAUCAAUGGGCAUAUUGACAGUUGGUGUUGUGACCACCUCUUUCUCUUUUGAGGGACGAAAAAGGGCAGUUCAAGCUCAGGAAGGCAUUGCAGCUUUGAGAGAGAAUGUCGACACACUGAUAGUCAUUCCAAAUGACAAGUUGUUGACUGCAGUUUCCCAGUCUACCCCUGUAACAGAGGCAUUUAAUCUAGCUGAUGAUAUUCUACGCCAAGGUGUUCGUGGUAUCUCUGAUAUAAUCACGAUCCCGGGGCUGGUAAAUGUUGACUUCGCUGAUGUAAGGGCUAUAAUGGCAAACGCAGGUUCUUCAUUGAUGGGGAUAGGAACUGCAACUGGGAAGACAAGGGCAAGAGAUGCUGCGUUAAAUGCCAUUCAAUCACCUUUAUUAGAUAUUGGUAUAGAGAGAGCUACUGGAAUUGUCUGGAAUAUAACUGGUGGAACUGAUUUGACACUCUAUGAGGUAAAUGCUGCAGCUGAGGUUAUAUAUGAUCUGGUAGAUCCAACAGCAAAUCUAAUAUUUGGAGCAGUGACAGAUCCAUCACUCACUGGUCAAGUCAGCAUCACUCUAAUUGCUACUGGUUUCAAACGCCAAGAAGAAAGUGAUGGGAGACCACUCCAGGCACAAGGAGAAAUCACUCUUGGAAUCAAUCGAAGACCUUCCUCCUUCACUGAAGGUAGUGCAGUUGAGAUUCCCGAUUUCUUGAAGAAGAAAGGACGCUCGCGUUAUCCAAGAGUUUGAAAUGCUUCCUUUCCCAUGAGUGCCUUGUCUGAGGCCUUUCAGCCUCUUCAGUACCACAUCAGCAUCAACCGGAGGGAUUUAAGGAUUUAAGUACGCCGCUGUAGAUACUAGAUGAUAGAUCCUCAAGUAGUACUUAGUAGCGGUUUCUAGCCUUCAUAUAUUAACGCACACUCGAUUGAGUAUUAUGUCUGCUCCCUUUUGUUCCCAGAAUAUCUGAAUAAAAGCCAUUGGUGUGUAUAGAGGUUUUCCAUCUAGGAGUGAGGUUUACCAUCUGAGGAAAUGAGAUCGAACUUGUGGAGAAAAGCAUGCAUGGCUUUCCUUCAGUGAAAAAUCUUCGUUGUUUACAUAAUUUCUGAUUUUAAUAUAAGCUUUAAUUUUGUCUC
Molecule: messenger RNA, 2174 nt
Organism: Argentina anserina (silverweed cinquefoil)
Lineage: Eukaryota; Viridiplantae; Streptophyta; Magnoliopsida; Rosales; Rosaceae
Product: cell division protein FtsZ homolog 2-2, chloroplastic
Exons: 8
Coding region: 343-1791 (482 amino acids)
Biological process (GO): chloroplast fission
Cellular component (GO): cytoplasm; chloroplast
Molecular function (GO): GTP binding; GTPase activity
Source: RefSeq, a predicted model, not a curated record